UGCUCAGCAGAGGUUACUGCCGGUCAGUCUGAGCCGCGCAGCCCGGCUUCAUCUGCUUCAUCUGCCUCAUCUGAUCAUCUAGGAGGUUUAAGCGGUGGCAACAGUUGAACAGUUGUUUUAGCCCCGCUGCGGUGGAACCAUUGGUGUGUGCGAGGCCUUUUACUCUUCCCAACCAAGACAUCUGUCGUGACAGUCCUCGGAUAUUUUUGGAAACAGUGGCCAAUCUCGACCUGCCUGACCAACCGUUGCUUCCACACAAUCUCCCAACAUGGGUGCCCAGCUAAACUCCACUCUCCAGUCGUUCCUCUUGUUUCCGAUCCACCUCCUGAUAUGGCUGUACUCCGUCCUCUCAUUCCUUCCUUGGUACUUCAUCACGGGAGCCGGCCAAAGAAAAUCUCUGUCCAAUCGGAUAAAGGCGCGAUCCACGUCCGGCUGCCGGGAGGGCCCGUACCGCUCUGUGGACCACUUUGAUUCCCUGGCUACGGAGGACUUCCCGGACAAGGACACCCUGGACAAGCUGUUCAAGUAUGCCGUGCAGCGCUUUGGAGGAGAUCACUGUCUCGGCACCCGUGAUAUACUAAGUGAAGAGAACGAGAUACAGCGCAAUGGGAAAGUUUUUAAAAAGCUGAUCUUGGGGGAGUAUAAAUGGCUUUCCUAUGACGAGGUGGACGCCAUAGUGGAUGAAUUUGGCUGUGGACUGGCAGCUCUGGGGCAGCAGUCCAAAAGCACCAUUGCAAUCUUCUGUGAAACCAGAGCUGAGUGGAUGAUUACUGCCCAGACAUGCUUCAGGCACAACUUCCCAUUGGUGACUUUCUAUGCCACACUGGGAGAGGAGGCGAUUGCAUACGGGCUCAACGAGACCGGCGUUACACAUCUGGUUACCAGCACGGAGCUGCUCGAGACUAAACUGAAAAACGUCCUGCCACAGAUCCCCAAACUGAAGCACGUGAUCUACGUGAACCAGAAGAAGAUGAGCACAGACGGUUACCCAGCAGGAGUUUCCAUCCACAGCAUGCAGGCGGUGCGAGAGCUGGGCACGCGACCAGAGAAUAUGCAGAUGGACGUUGUGAAGCCCCAGCCCUCUGACCUGGCUGUAGUGAUGUACACCAGCGGCUCCACAGGCCGGCCUAAAGGAGUCAUGAUCGUCCACAGCAACCUGAUUGCAGGAAUGACGGGCCAGUGCGAACGCAUCCCCGGACUGGGGCCUGACGAUACCUACAUAGCCUAUCUGCCCUUGGCUCAUGUUCUGGAGAUGACAGCUGAGAUCUCCUGUGUCACAUAUGGCUGCCGGAUCGGCUACUCAUCCCCACAGACGCUGUCAGACCAGUCCACUAAGAUAAAGAAAGGAAGUAAAGGAGACUGCUCUGUGCUCAGACCCACUUUGAUGGCAGCGGUGCCUGAAAUCAUGGAUCGCAUCAACAAGAACGUGAUGAGUAAAAUACAGGAAAUGAGUUACAUUCAGAAGACGCUGUUUACUCUGGGCUACAAUUACAAACUGGAGCAGGUCAAGCGGGGCUAUGAUGCACCACUCUGCAAUUUCUUGUUGUUCCGUAAAGUGAAGAAACUGCUGGGGGGGCAAGUGAGGAUGAUGCUGUCCGGAGGAGCUCCUCUCUCCUCGGCCACUCAGAGGUUCAUGAAUGUGUGUUUCUGCUGUCCGGUGGGUCAGGGCUACGGCCUCACGGAGACAUGCGGCGCUGGCACCAUCACAGAAGUUGCAGACAUCAGCACUGGUCGUGUCGGAGCUCCUCUGAUUUGCUGUGAGAUCAGACUCAGGGACUGGGCUGAAGGUGGAUACACCGGCAAAGACAAGCCACAUCCUAGAGGGGAGAUCCUUAUUGGCGGUCCCAAUGUGACCUUGGGUUACUACAGGAACGAAAACAAUGACAAGGACUUUUUUGUUGAUGAAAAAGGUCAGAGAUGGUUCUGCACUGGAGAUAUCGGAGAGGUUUACCCUGACGGCUGUCUACAAAUAGUGGACCGCAAGAAAGACUUGGUCAAGCUGCAGGCGGGGGAGUAUGUGUCUCUUGGUAAAGUGGAAUCUGCACUGAAAAGUUGCCCCCUCAUAGACAACAUCUGUGCAUACGCUAACAGCGAGCAGAACUACGUGAUCAGCUUUGUGGUUCCCAACCAGAAGAAGCUGACGGAGCUAGCCAAGCAGAAAGGCAUGGAGGGAUCGUGGGAGGAGAUCUGCAAGUACCCCGGCAUGGAAACGGAGGUUCUGAGGGAGAUCAAGGAGGUUGCUGCUAAAAUUAAGCUGCAGCGGUUUGAGAUUCCAGUCAAGGUGCAUCUGAGUCCUGAUCCGUGGACCCCAGAGACGGGUCUUGUUACAGAUGCAUUCAAGCUGAAGAGGAAGGAGCUGAAGAACCACUAUUUCCAGCACAUAGAGAGAAUGUAUGGAGGGAAAUAAUCGAGUUCUACUCACAAGUCUUGCGUCAUCAUAACCACUGGAUGUGUAAAUAGUUAGCCCGGCUUCACCAGACGAAUGCACAAAUAGGAACUAGUCUGGAAGUUAAGAUUAAUUGAAAAUUCCUGGAGUACACCCACGACGAGUUAAAACAAUAGGAAACAUGUUAGGAAAAUUAGCAAGUGGCUGCUGAGUAGAUGAAAGUAUACCGUCCAGAAACCACUCACAUGUUAGUGGAUUAGUAUGUUCCAUAAGUGCCUCAGCGGCGCUCCCGUUCACAUAACGUGUCAAACCUGCCCCGUGUCGGAUCGUGACUGGUGAAGAUCCCGUCGGACGGAAGGAGGUCCAGAGAUUCUCUUCCAAAGCUCAGAAUCGUCCGGGCUCCCAGCUAGUACAUAAUGGCCCUGGUACCCAGCUUUUGGCUGUUUUUGUAUAUCGCAGGCUUUCACUUGAAAAGGUCUUAAAGACAAAAGCUGUAAAUAGUUGUAGCUGUUGAUCCACAUGUGCUGCUUUCUAUUUAUCUUGUGUGUAGAGAAGCUUCGUGUGAGAGGUGCACGGAAGCUGCAAGUCUUAUUUUACCGGAGGGGUUACGAGAUAUUUACAGCACCUAACUGCCAUUCACUCCUUUGUGUUUCCACUCGCUUUGACGCGUUGACGAUGAAAAUACCACUGUUGUCCAGAUGUCACUGAUUCUUUGUUGUGGCUUCCACUUUAGAGAAAACUAAUAUUAACAAAGGUCAUUAUCAAAGCGGCGUGCUUUGCUCCUUUGAAGUUGGAGUACUGAUGUUACUGUGCCUUCAGUCUGCAGUACUUUUGUAGUAGUGUGGUCGUAAGAGUCAACUAGAUUAAAUCAAAACGAUUGAUGCAUUUGUUACACAAGUGGCUGAAGUGCCAUGUUACGUUUACAUGAGAUUUUAAGAGUAAUAUGCUCACACAAAGAUACGCAGACAUGGAUUAUCAACAGGAAAUAUGAACUGAACAUGUCCGUUUUAUCCAUUUUUGUUUCGUCAGUUUUGUUGUAUUUAUGCUUUUUUUUUUUUUUUUUUUUUUUAAUGUUUUAUUUUUUUUGUUGGGGAACGAAAAAGACCAAAAUGUAUGAACAACUCAGGAAGAUAAGUAAAUGUAAGAAGUGAAAUUGUCAAAGGGUUUGCUUGUAUAGGAAUGAUUUCAGAGUUCUUGUGGGCACCUUUAUUUAUUUGAAGCAAGCAUGCUUUACUACUAGAAAAGAAAAAGAAGCUUACUAGAUAUAAUCACUCCUGGCAUACUGUAAAACUGUGUGUAUUUUACCUCAGUUAACGGGCAAAUGUACAUUAUCAAAAAUGAUCUGAACAUGAGUGUUAGUUUUCAUAUCAUAGGAGUGUUUUCUAUGUAUUUUUCCAAGUACUGUUUGCUUACAGGUUUUAGAUCACUGGGCCGUGUAGACUGCCAGCCACCACGCAGGCGUUACUCAUCUGGCAUAUAUUGCUCCCAUCAUUAUGGCCACAUACCUUGUUCAGCAUUUCAACAUUAAAAAUCUUU
Cololabis saira (Pacific saury) is the source of this 3922-nucleotide messenger RNA. RefSeq names its product acyl-CoA synthetase long chain family member 4a (gene acsl4a). Lineage: Eukaryota; Metazoa; Chordata; Actinopteri; Beloniformes; Belonidae. Gene Ontology annotation, cellular component: plasma membrane; endoplasmic reticulum; lipid droplet. Gene Ontology annotation, molecular function: arachidonate-CoA ligase activity. The record is from RefSeq and is a predicted model, not a curated record. Bases 269 to 2407 code for a protein of 712 amino acids. Gene Ontology annotation, biological process: long-chain fatty acid metabolic process; neuron differentiation; long-chain fatty-acyl-CoA metabolic process. The transcript has 15 exons.